Messenger RNA from Syngnathoides biaculeatus (alligator pipefish), 2006 nucleotides. It is a transcript of the gene pcsk9, whose product is annotated as proprotein convertase subtilisin/kexin type 9. The transcript is spliced from 12 exons. Lineage: Eukaryota; Metazoa; Chordata; Actinopteri; Syngnathiformes; Syngnathidae. The coding region runs from base 1 to 1806 and encodes 601 amino acids. Gene Ontology annotation, biological process: chloride transport; proteolysis. Gene Ontology annotation, molecular function: serine-type endopeptidase activity. The record is from RefSeq and is a predicted model, not a curated record.
AUGGCGCAAGGGAAGCCGUACCGGUACGGACUGAUCGCGGCCGGCUGCUGCGUGGUGGCCGCGGGCCUCUUCAUCAUGACCAGGGAGAGGCCCCACGUCUACGCCACCAUGUGCGCCCUGGGUGGCGGCAUGGUUCUGAUCGGGACCGCCUGGAGCAUGUGCCAGUGUUACCCCAAGGUAGUAGUCAUUCCCGGGAUGUGGGAGAAGAACCUAGAGGAAGUAACGGACAUCAGUCAACAUGAGAGCGCUUACCUAUUGUUUGUUACGACCUCCUCCAUUAAGGCGGCGUGGCGCGUGCCCGGUCGCUUCUUGGUGAUACUGCAUCAGGAGGGCGACGUGCACGCCAGCGUCCGGAGGCUGAGGACCACCGCGGCCGUGAGCGGCCACCAAGUGGAGGUCCUACGCACCUUCUUCUUCUUUUCGGGGGCUCUUCGAGGCUUCCUGGUCAAGAUGAGCAGUGAUGUCAUUCAACUGUUGCUGAAUCUCCCUCAUGUCCAAUACGUGGAGGAGGACUCCUUCAUCUUCGCUCAGAGCGCCCCCUGGAACCUCCGCAGGUUACUGCACCCUCACCCUGGCGACACCUGGGAAAACGCAACAUACAACCCCCCCAAUGACGGCAGCAAGGCGGAGGUUUACCUGAUGGACGGCGGCGUUCGGGGCUCUCACAGAGAGCUGCGAGGACGAGUGGUCGCCACAGAUUCCAGGGACAUUCUGGAAGAAGAUGCAGUCAAAGUACAUCUCCAGGCUAGUCGAUGUUACAGUCACGGCACGCACAUAGCGGGCGUGGUGAGCGGGGCGGACUUGGGUGUGGCCCGGGGUGCUGGCAUCCACUUGGUGCCGGUGCUCAACUGUCAUGGGAGGGGCUCCGUGUCGGGGGCUCUGGCAGGCUUGGACUACAUUUGGGAAAGCGUACGAGGGGCUUCGACAGUCGUGUUGCUGCCCUUCGUCGGCGCCUUCAGCCGCUCAGUGAACGCAGCCAGUCGUGAGCUGGUGGCGAGCGGUAGCGUGGUCGUGGCCGCAGCUGGGAACUACCGAGACAACGCCUGCCUCUACUCGCCGGCGUCCGAACCUGAGGUGAUUGCCGUGGGGGCGGUCGACGUUUGGGACCAGCUGGUAGCGCAAGGGGUGGGCGGCACCAAUUUCGGCCCGUGCGUAGAUCUGUUUGCGCCGGGUGAUGACAUCAUCAGCGCUAGCAGCGAAUGCGACACCUGCUUCAUGGCCCGCAGUGGAACCUCACAAGCGGCCGCGCACGUGGCAGGCAUCGCGGCAGUGCUCCUGUCAUCCAAUCAGAAAGCGUCACCGGUGCAGGUACUUCACGCGAUGAUACGCUACUCCGACGCAGGCGCAGUGGACGUCGGCCCGCUUUCGGCGACGAAUCGCCUCAGCACCCCCAACCUGGUGGCCGCCAUGCCGCCGCCUGUCAACACCACGACAAGUGGGGGGCUUCUGUGUCGCCCCGUGUGGUCAGAGAAGGCCGGACCCCCCGAGACCAUUGCUCGUUGCCGUCGGGGGGAGCUGAUGCUGGACUGCCGAAGCCACCGUCCACGCGGAAGCCGACCCGGGCGAGCCGUACGCGUAAAACAUGCCGACGUGAUGGAGUGCGUGGCCCGUGGGGCAGUUCAUGCCGUGGCCCGCUGCUGCGUGACGGACGGCCUGCCACCCCACCUAUCAGGCUCCGAGUGCAGAGUUUCAGAAUUGGGGGACGGUCCUUCCUGUCCUCCGGGCUGGACCCCGACCGAGUGGAGCCCGGUCGCCGAGGGCGACACCGAGGGGAUCGCCGUCUGCUGUCGCCGCCGAAGAGUGUAAACUUGAACUCGCGUUCUUUACGAUGCGGCCAAUCAGGGGCGAGCAGCGUGAAAUCAAAAUCACGCAAUCAAAUGGAACGCAUGACGAGGCGGCAGAUAAUCAGCUUGAUUACGGUCGGCCUGAUUAACAUUCAAGUCCGCGUGUGGCUUUGUAGAACUUAACAAGCUCACAGCGGUAAUUGUUGUUCCGUUCAAGCCCGA